AUUACCAUGCGCCUUUUGGUGUUAUCGACCAGUGUGUGGCUCAUGCUAGCUCUUGCCACUUCUGCUUUUUCUUUUGCUCGCCAUCCGUCUGCCACAGCGGCAGCUUCGUCGCUCACGUCAAGGAGCCUUCGACUCCUCAUGUCCGCUGCGGCUUCUACACCCACCACUCCAGGUACGGAUGUUGCGUCCACAACUGGUACUACUACUGCUAGUACUGCCGAUACGUACGAUCAACUCGUCUCGCGACUCCAAACCAUCGCACGUCUCGGUCAAUCCCAGGCAGUCCUCUCGUACGAUCAAAUGGUCUUCAUGCCGUCGAGUGCCGCCUCCGCUUCCGCCCGGGGGGCACAACUUUCCGCCCUCGCCACCGUCGUACACGAAAAGGCCACGGACCCGGCCAUGAACGGAAUCCUCCAGACGUUGGAAUCGGUGGAACACCAGAGCGCCCUCACGGACGAACAGCGCAAGCUCGUGGCGCUCGCACGACGCGAGUACGAUCAGAAAACAUGUAUUCCUCCCGCGCUGGAACAGAAAAAGGCCGAGCUAUCGUCGUCCGCGUACGCCGCUUGGACCAAAGCCCGCGCCGACAACGAUUUUGCCGCCUUUGCUCCCGUACUCAAGGAAUGCUUCGACGUGGCGUCGCAAGUCGCUCAAGCGACGUUGACGGGUGUGGCCGGCGCCGGUCGCAGUGUCAAGGCGGACGAUCCCAACGCAAAGUAUACACAAAUGCUGGAUGAAUUUGAACGAGGCAUGGGUCCGGAACGGAUUGAUGCUAUUUUUGACGAAAUAGAAACCCAACUCGUGCCGUUGUUGCAGCGUGUGUUGAACGCUUCGCACCAGCCCAGUACAGACUGUUUGCACGGCAAUUUUGCCAUUGCGUCUCAAGAAGCCUUGAGCAAAGCUAUUGUCACCACCGCCAUGGGGUUCAAUGUUGAAAAGGGUCGGAUCGAUGUUUCGGUCCAUCCUUUUACAACUUCCUUUUCUCCUGCGGAUGUGCGCAUCACGUCGCGCUUUUCCGACACGGAAUGGUAUCAGGGACUGGCCGGAUCCAUGCACGAAGCCGGCCACGCCUUGUACGAACAAAAUCUACCGGACACGUCGUUACCCAUUGAUACGGCCCUCUCCAUGGGUUGUCACGAAAGUCAAAGCUUGUUCUGGGAGCGACACGUCGGCUUGUCCAAGGCGUUCUGGAAAUACGCAACGCCGCUCUUGAAGGAGCAUUUACGUGUCGAUGUAACGCCGGAAGAAGUCUACGCAGCCGUCAACGUCGUCGCCCCGACUCUCAUUCGCGUCGAGGCGGACGAACUGACGUAUCCGUUGCACGUCAUCUUGCGCUACCGUAUCGAACGCCAGGUUGUGCAAGGUACGCUGGCCGUUGAGGAUAUCCCAAGCGCCUGGAAUGCCGCCAUGAAGGAAUUGCUGGACGUGGAUGUACCGUCCGAUACCAUGGGGUGUUUGCAGGACGUCCACUGGUCGGCCGGGGCGAUUGGAUAUUUUCCCACCUACUUGAUCGGAUCCGCCACGGCGGCACAACUUGCUCACUAUUGUCGACGAGAUUUGGCGAAUUUUGACGAACUCGUCGAAACGGGACAGCUGGAACCAAUCCGCACCUGGCUCACGAAUAAAAUUCACCAACACGGCAAGCGAUACGCAAGUCUUGACGAAUUGCUGGAAGAUCAACUGGGCGAAUCGCUCAACCCGAAAUAUUUUGUCGACUAUCUGGUAGGAAAGUAUUCCGAGCUAUAUCAGUGUUAAGAUUGUAAAGAAACAGCAGAAAUG
Messenger RNA from Phaeodactylum tricornutum CCAP 1055/1, 1779 nucleotides. RefSeq lists its product with no specific name. Bases 7 to 1755 code for a protein of 582 amino acids. Gene Ontology annotation, molecular function: metallocarboxypeptidase activity. The transcript has a single exon. Lineage: Eukaryota; Bacillariophyta; Bacillariophyceae; Surirellales; Neidiaceae. The record is from RefSeq and is a predicted model, not a curated record. Gene Ontology annotation, biological process: proteolysis.